Molecule: messenger RNA, 11169 nt
Organism: Elgaria multicarinata webbii
Lineage: Eukaryota; Metazoa; Chordata; Lepidosauria; Squamata; Anguidae
Gene: CSMD1
Product: CUB and Sushi multiple domains 1
Exons: 70
Coding region: 68-10747 (3559 amino acids)
Source: RefSeq, a predicted model, not a curated record
CAGCCUGCCUCCUGUGCUCUGGCUCGCUCGCUCGCUCUUUCUCUAUGUGUGUGGAAUAACUGCAGACAUGACUGCGUGGAGGCAAUUCGAGGCUCUACUGGUGGCGCUCUGCGCGGGGCUCCUCACUGCAGCUCAGGGUCAGAACUGUGGCGGUUUAGUACAGGGUCCUAAUGGAACAAUAGAAAGCCCAGGAUUUCCUCAUGGCUAUCCAAAUUAUGCCAAUUGCACUUGGAUCAUUAUCACAGGAGAGCGUAACAGGAUACAAUUAUCAUUUCAUACUUUUGCCCUUGAAGAAGAUUUUGAUAUUUUGUCUGUUUAUGAUGGACAGCCGCAACAAGGAAACCUAAAAGUGAGGCUUUCCGGAUUUCAGCUGCCAUCAUCUAUAGUGAGCACAGGUUCUAUUCUUACUCUCUGCUUCACAACUGACUUCGCUGUGAGUGCCCAAGGAUUCAAAGUUAUAUAUGAAGUGCUACCCAGCCAUACCUGUGGCAAUCCUGGGGAAAUACCUAAAGGAGUUAUUCAUGGCACAAGAUUCAACAUCGGAGACAAAAUUCGGUACAGCUGUAUCUCAGGCUAUAUUCUGGAAGGCCAUGCUAUGCUGACAUGUAUCAUGAGCCCUGGGAAUGGAGCAUCAUGGGAUUUUCCAGUUCCAUUUUGCAGAGCUGAAGGUGCUUGUGGAGGAACUCUGCGUGGGACAAGUGGAAUUAUUUCAAGUCCUCACUUUCCUUCAGAAUAUGAUAAUAAUGCUGAUUGCACAUGGACCAUUCUAGCUGAACCAGGAGAUACUAUCGCUCUGAUUUUUACGGAUUUCCAACUAGAGGAAGGCUAUGAUUUCUUAGAGAUCAGUGGGACUGAAGCACCAUCAAUAUGGUUGACUGGCAUGAAUCUGCCUUCUCCUGUUAUCAGCAGCAAAAACUGGUUACGGCUCCAUUUCACUUCUGACAGUAAUCACAGACGGAAAGGAUUUAAUGCCCAGUUCCAAGUAAAAAAGGCAAUUGAGCUGAAAUCAAGAGGAGUGAAGAUGCUGCCCAAUAAAGACAGCAACCACAAGAAUUCCGUCUUGACACAAGGCGGGGAUGCGGUUGCAUCGGAUGCGUGUCCUGAUCCGGGCAUUCCUGAAAAUGGGAAAAGGACUGGUUUGGAUUUUAGGGUUGGUGCUAAUGUUCAGUUCAGCUGUGAUGACAAUUAUGUGCUCCAAGGUACAAAAAGCAUCACUUGCCAAAAGGUGACAGAUACCCUAGCUGCUUGGAGUGACCAUAGACCAAUAUGCCGUGCUAGAACAUGUGGUUCCAACCUCCGUGGACCAAGUGGUAUUAUCACAUCACCCAAUUAUCCUGUUCAGUAUGAAGACAAUGCACAUUGUGUGUGGGUUAUAACAACACUUGAUCCAGAAAAGGUCAUUAAGCUUGCCUUUGAAGAAUUUGAGCUGGAAAGAGGAUAUGACACCCUUACAGUUGGAGAUGCUGGAAAAGUGGGAGAUACCAGAACAGUGUUGUAUGUGCUGACAGGCUCUAGUGUUCCUGAUCUUAUUGUGAGCAUGAGCAACCAGAUGUGGCUCCAUUUGCAGUCUGAUGACAGCAUAGGUUCACCUGGAUUUAAAGCUGUUUAUCAAGAAAUAGAGAAAGGUGGCUGUGGUGAUCCCGGAAUUCCAUCCUAUGGGAAGAGGACUGGGAAUAGUUUUCUGCAUGGAGAUACACUUACAUUUGAAUGUCAGGCAGCAUUUGAACUUGUGGGAGAGAGAAUGAUCACAUGCCAACAGAAUAACCAAUGGUCUGGCAAUAAACCCAGUUGUGUUUUCUCGUGUUUCUUCAACUUCACGACACCUUCAGGAAUUAUUCUUUCACCAAACUACCCUGAGGAGUAUGGAAACAACAUGAAUUGUGUAUGGCUAAUUAUUUCAGAACCAGGGAGCAGAAUACACCUUAUUUUCAAUGACUUUGAUGUAGAGCCUCAGUUUGAUUAUCUGACAGUGAAAGAUGAUGGGAUUUCUGACUUACCAGCUCUUGGUACCUUUUCUGGCAAUGAUGUACCUUCCCAAAUUGCUAGCAAUGGCCACAUAGUACGUCUUGAAUUCCAGUCAGAUCAUUCUACUACUGGAAGAGGCUUCAAUAUAACUUAUACUACAUUUGGACAGAAUGAGUGCCAUGAUCCAGGAAUUCCCAUAAAUGGAAGACGCUUUGGAGACAGGUUCCUUCUAGGAAGUUCUGUUUCUUUUCAUUGUGAUGAUGGUUUUGUGAAAACCCAGGGCUCGGAGUCCAUAAGUUGUAUUAUGCAGGAUGGGAAUGUUGUAUGGAGUUCAACUGUUCCACGUUGCGAAGCACCAUGUGGUGGCCAUCUGACAGCAUCUAGUGGUGUUAUCUUGCCACCAGGAUGGCCAGGAUACUACAAAGACUCAUUAAACUGUGAAUGGGUAAUUGAAGCAAGGCAAGGGCACUCUAUUAAGAUCACCUUUGAUAAAUUCCAAACCGAAGUAAAUUAUGAUACAUUGGAAGUCAGAGAUGGGCAAACUAGCUCAUCCCCAUUAAUUGGGGAAUACCAUGGUACCCAAGCUCCGCAGUUCCUUAUUAGUACUGGCAAUUAUAUGUAUCUGCUGUUCACUACAGAUAAUAGCCGUUCUAGUGUUGGUUUCUUAAUUCAUUAUGAGAGUGUUACAUUGGAAUCAGAUUCUUGCCUUGACCCAGGAAUCCCUGUUAAUGGCCAUCGGCAUGGUAAUAAUUUCAGUAUCCGAUCUACAGUAACUUUUAGCUGUGAUCCAGGUUACACUCUUAGUGAGGAUGAACCACUUGUGUGUGAACGGAACCAUCAGUGGAAUCAUGCACUACCUAGUUGUGAUGCUCUAUGUGGUGGCUAUAUACAUGGGAAAAGUGGAACAAUACUAUCACCAGGCUUUCCUGAUUUUUAUCCAAAUUCUUUAAACUGCACGUGGACAAUCGAGGUUUCUCAUGGCAAGGGUGUUCAGCUGAUUUUCCACACCUUUCAUCUGGAGAGUUCCCAUGACUAUUUGCUCAUCACUGAAGAUGGAAGCUUCACAGAACCUGUGGCCAGAUUAACCGGAUCUGUUUUGCCUCCUACGAUAAAAGCUGGACUCUUUGGAAACUUCACUGCACAACUUCGCUUCAUUUCUGAUUUUUCUAUUUCCUAUGAAGGCUUUAACAUAACAUUUUCAGAAUACAACCUGGAGCCGUGCGAUGAUCCCGGAGUUCCUGCAUUCAGUCGACGGAUAGGAUUUCAUUUUGGUGUCGGAGAUUCUUUGAUGUUCUCUUGUUUCCCUGGGUAUCGUUUGGAAGGUGCGGACAAGCUUACAUGCCUGGGUGGCGGCCGUCGUGUGUGGAGUGCACCUCUGCCAAGGUGUGUGGCUGAAUGUGGAGCAAGUGUGUCUGGAAAUGAAGGAACACUGUUGUCACCAAAUUUCCCAUCUAAUUAUGACAACAAUCAUGAAUGCAUCUAUAAAAUUGAAACUGAACCUGGGAAAGGCAUCCACCUGAGAGCCAGAACGUUUCAGCUGCAUGACGGAGAUACUGUUAAGGUAUAUGACGGACCAGAUAGCUCAUCACGACUUUUGGGGGCCUUUACAAAAAAUGAAUUGAUAGAGCAAAUACUCAAUAGCACAUCCAACCACUUACGGAUAGAAUUUUAUACUAAUGGAUCAGAUACAGACCAAGGAUUUCAACUCACAUAUACAAGUUUUGAUUUAGUGAAAUGUGAGGACCCUGGAACACCAAACUAUGGCUACAAGAUCCGCGAUGAAGGGCAUUACACCGAAACUGUUAUUCUAUAUAGUUGCAAUCCGGGCUACAUGAUGCAUGGCAGUAGUAUUAUUACCUGCCUAAGUGGAGAUAGAAGAGUUUGGGACAAACCUUUGCCUACUUGUAUAGCUGAGUGUGGUGGGCGAAUUCAUGCUGCUAGUUCAGGUCGCAUUUUGUCUCCAGGUUACCCAGCUCCAUAUGACAACAAUCUUCAUUGUACUUGGAUUAUAGAAGCAGACCCAGGGAGGACAAUUAGUUUGCAUUUUAUUGUUUUUGACACUGAGGUGGCUCAUGACAUCCUGAAAGUGUGGGACGGCCCCCUUGAAAGCAGUAUUCUACUUAAAGAAUGGAGUGGCUCAGCCCUUCCUGAGGACAUUUACAGCACUUUCAAUUCACUGACCUUACAAUUUGACAGUGACUUCUUCAUCAGCAAAUCAGGCUUUUCUAUCCAGUUCUCAACAUCUGUUGCGUCAACGUGUAAUGAUCCAGGGACCCCACAGAAUGGCAGCAGAUAUGGAGACAGCAGAGAGCCUGGGGAUACAAUCACCUUCCAGUGUGACCCGGGGUACCAGCUUCAAGGGCAGGAUAAAAUUACCUGUGUUCAACUGAACAAUCGAUUCUUUUGGCAACCUGAUGCACCUACAUGUAUAGCUGCAUGUGGCGGAAACCUUACAGGCCCAGCAGGUGUUAUUUUAUCACCAAACUACCCACAGCCGUAUCCUCCUGGGAAAGAAUGUGACUGGAGAAUAAAAGUAAACCCUGAUUUUGUCAUUGCCUUGAUAUUCAAAAGUUUCAACAUGGAACCCAGUUAUGAUUUUUUGCAUAUUUAUGAAGGAGAAGAUUCCAACAGCCCUCUAAUUGGCAGUUUUCAAGGCUCCCAGGCACCUGAAAGAAUAGAGAGCGGUGGUAAUAGCCUGUUUCUGGCAUUUCGUAGUGAUGCUUCCGUUGGCAUGUCAGGAUUUGCCAUUGAAUAUAAAGAAAAACCACGGGAAGCUUGCUUUGACCCUGGCAACAUAAUGAAUGGAACUAGAAUUGCAGCAGACUUUAAACUUGGAUCAAGUAUCACCUACCAGUGUGAUUCUGGUUACAAGAUUAUUGAUCCUUCUACUAUUACUUGUGUGAUUGGUGUUGAUGGAAAACCUGCAUGGAAUAGAGUUUUGCCAUCAUGUAACGCUCCCUGUGGGGGCCAGUAUAUUGGAUCAGAUGGAGUGGUUUUAUCACCAAAUUACCCUCAAAACUACACUGUUGGGCAGACUUGUCAGUAUUCAAUUACUGUGCCUAAGGAAUUUGUUGUCUUUGGGCAGUUUGCCUAUUUCCAAACAGCUCUAAAUGAUGUAGUGGAAUUAUUUGAUGGAGAACAUCCACAGGCUAGACUUCUGAGUUCACUUUCUGGAUCUCACUCAGGAGAGACCUUGCCUUUAGCCACAUCCAAUCAGAUUCUCUUGAGGUUUAGUGCCAAGAGUGGAGCUUCUGCCAGGGGAUUCCAUUUUGUCUACCAAGCUGUUCCACGAACAAGCGAUACACAAUGCAGUUCCGUCCCAGAGCCAAGAUAUGGCAGAAGGAUUGGCUCUGAAUUUUCAGCAGGUUCUGUCGUUCGCUUUGAGUGUAGCCCUGGCUAUCUUCUGCAAGGCUCCAAAGCUAUCCGCUGCCGGUCGGUGCCCAAUGCUUUAGCCCAGUGGAACGACACAGUGCCAAGCUGUGUGGUACCAUGCAGUCGGAAUUUCACUGAACGGAGAGGUACUAUAUUGUCUCCAGGCUAUCCUGAACCUUAUGGUAACAGCUUGAAUUGUGUGUGGAAAAUCAUAGUGACUGAGGGAUCAGGUAUUCAGAUCCAGGUCAUAAGUUUUGCCACUGAACAUAACUGGGACUCCCUUGAAAUCUAUGAUGGUGGUGACAUGACAGCACCAAGACUUGGGAGCUUUUCAGGUACAACAGUGCCAGCAUUGUUGAACAGCACCUCCAAUCAACUGUAUUUGCAUUUUCACUCUGAUAUUAGUGUGGCAGCUGCUGGUUUUCACCUGGAAUACAAAACUGUAGGCCUUGCUGCCUGCCCAGAACCAGUAAUUCCUAGCAAUGGAUUCAAAAUGGGCGAUAGAUAUAUGGUGAAUGAUGUUUUGUCAUUUCAGUGUGAGCCGGGAUACACAUUACAGGGACGUUCCCAUAUUUCUUGUAUGCCUGGAACAGUUCGCCGCUGGAACUAUCCUUCUCCUCUCUGUAUUGCAAAAUGUGGUGGUACGCUAACAAACAUGGCUGGAGUGAUCCUGAGCCCAGGUUUCCCAGGAAACUAUCCUAGUAAUCUUGGCUGCACAUGGAAGAUCUUAUUGCCUGUUGGAUAUGGGGCCCAUAUACAAUUUCUGAACUUCUCCACUGAAGCUAACCAUGACUUCCUUGAAAUUCAGAAUGGUCCUUAUCACACAAGUUCUAUGAUUGGCCAAUUUAGUGGAACAGACCUUCCUCCAUCUUUAUUAAGCACCACGCAUGAAACUCUCAUCCAUUUUUAUAGUGAUCACUCAGAAAAUAGGCAAGGAUUUAAACUUGCAUAUCAAGCUUAUGAAUUACAAAAUUGCCCAGACCCUCCUCCUUUUUUUAAUGGAUAUAUAAUCAAUUCAGAUUAUAGUGUGGGCCAGUCGAUAUCUUUUGAGUGCUAUCCUGGAUAUGUAUUGAUUGGCCAUUCUGUUCUAACUUGCCACCAUGGGAUCAACAGGAACUGGAACUAUCCUUUUCCAAAGUGUGAAGCGCCUUGUGGCUAUAAUGUAACAUCUCAGAAUGGUACUGUAUACUCCCCAGGAUUUCCAGAUGAAUACCCAAAUUCAAAAGAUUGUACAUGGCUUAUUUCUGUACCCCAGGGCCAUGGAAUCUAUAUCAAUUUCACCUUACUCCAAACAGAACUAGUGAAUGACUACAUUGCAGUUUGGGAUGGCCCAGACCAAAAUUCACCUCAGCUGGGAGUGUUCAGUGGGAAUACGGCUCUUGAGACGGCUUAUAGCUCAAGCAAUCAAGUCCUUCUCAAGUUUCACAGUGACUUCUCCACUGGAGGGUUCUUUGUUCUCAAUUUUCAUGCAUAUCAGCUAAAGAAGUGCCAGCCUCCACCAGCAGUUCCGCAAGCUGAAUUGCUUACAGAAGAUGACGAUUUCGAAAUAGGGGACUUUGCCAAGUAUAAGUGUCAUCCUGGCUAUACCUUAGUUGGAAACGACAUGAUGUUCUGUAAGCUAAAAGCACAACUCCAAUUUGAGGGUUCCCCUCCAUUUUGCGAAGCACAAUGUCCAGCAAAUGAAGUUCGUACAGAUUCAUCUGGAGUAAUCCUCAGUCCAGGUUAUCCUGGCAACUACCCCAAUUCACAAACUUGUGCCUGGACUCUUAAAGUUGAACCAAAUUACAAUAUCUCCAUCUUUGUAGAAACUUUUCAAAGUGAAAAACAGUUUGAUGAGCUGGAGAUCUUUGAUGGUUCUUCUGGACAAAGCCCUUUGUUGGUUGCUUUGAGUGGAAAUCACACUGGACAACUGAACUACACAAGCAAAUCCAGUCAGUUGUAUCUGCGUUGGUCAACUGACCAUGCAACCAGUAAGAAAGGAUUCAAGAUACGUUAUUCAGCUCCUUACUGCAGCUUAAACCGUAUUGUGAAGAAUGGUGGAACUGUAAAUAAAACUAGGGGCACAGUUGGCAGCCUAGUGCACUAUUAUUGUAAGCCUGGAUACAGAAUAAUUGGUCAUAGCAAUGCAACUUGUAGACAUCGCCCAGAUGGGAUGUAUCAGUGGGAUUUCCCUCUUCCACUUUGCCAAGCUGUAUCCUGUGGUAUUCCAGAAUCUCCUGGAAAUGGUUCCGUCUGGGGUAAUGAGUUUAUUUUGGGCAGCAGAGUGAUAUAUGAAUGUAAUGAGGGCUUCAAGCUAGAGUCUAGUCAACAAGCAACAGCCGUGUGUCAAGAAGAUGGAUUGUGGAGCAAUAAAGGAAGGCCACCUGUCUGUAAACCUGUGACUUGCCCCAGCAUUGAGGGUCUACUCUCAGAACAUGUCGUCUGGAGGCUGAUUUCUGGGUCGGUGAAUGAGUUUGGAGCACAAGUCAUGCUGAGCUGCAGCCCUGGCUAUUAUUUAGAGGGUCAGAGACUCAUGCUGUGUAAAACUAAUGGAACAUGGAGUGAUGCUGAUGAGAGCCCAAUGUGCAAGGUUAUCUCCUGUGGAAGUCUUCCAUCUCCACCAAAUGGUAAUAAGAUCGGCACCUUGACAGUAUAUGGAGCCACAGCAAUCUUCACCUGUAACACUGGAUAUACACUAGUUGGGUCUCACGUGCGGGAAUGCUUAGCAAAUGGCCUUUGGAGUGGAACUGAAACACAAUGUCUUGCUGGACACUGUGGUUCUCCAGAUCCAAUUGUAAAUGGCCACAUUAGUGGAGAUGGUUUCAGUUAUCGUGACACAGUAGUAUACCAGUGUAAUCCUGGUUUUCGUCUUGUUGGCACAUCAGUCAGGAUAUGCUUGCAAGAUCAUAAGUGGUCUGGGCAAACACCAGUUUGUGUCUCAAUCACAUGUGGCCAUCCUGGAAAUCCUGCUCAUGGCAUGACCAAUGGCAGUGAAUUCAAUUUGAAUGAUGUUGUCAACUUCACAUGCAAUACUGGAUAUUUACUUCUGGGUGUCUCCAGAGCACAAUGCCGGAGCAAUGGACAGUGGAGCAGCUCCUUACCCACUUGCCGAGUGGUGAACUGUUCGGACCCAGGCUUUGUGGAAAAUGCAGUUCGUCAUGGACAGCAGAAUUUCCCUGAAUCUUUCAAGUAUGGAAUCAGUGUGGUUUAUCAUUGCAAGAAAGGAUUUUAUCUGUUAGGAUCUUCUGCUCUGACCUGUAAAGCUAAUGGUUUGUGGGACAGAUCAUUGCCGAAAUGUUUGCCAAUAUCGUGUGGACAUCCUGGAGUUCCAACCAAUGCAAUACUCUCAGGAGACAAAUUUACAUUUGGAGCUAUAGUUCACUACUCUUGCACAGGAAGCCGAACUCUCCUAGGAAACUCUAGUAGAGCAUGCCAAGAGAACAGCCGUUGGAGUGGAACUCUCCCCCACUGCUCAGGAAACAACCCAGGAUAUUGUGAUGAUCCUGGUGUGCCAUCCCAUGGGUCUAGACUGGGGGAUGAGUUCAAGAUAAAAAGCCUACUACGCUUCUCCUGUGAAAUGGGUUACCAGCUGAGAGGUUCUCCAGAAAGAACAUGUCUCCUUAAUGGAUCUUGGUCUGGUUUGCAACCAGUGUGUGAAGCUGUAUCUUGUGGAAAUCCUGGAACACCAGCCAAUGGGAAGAUAAUCUACAGUGAUGGGAUUUCAUUCUCCAGCUCAGUCAUCUACUCCUGUUGGGAAGGUUACAAGACUUCAGGGCUAACUACUCGGCACUGUACAGCCAACGGGACAUGGACUGGCACGGCUCCAGACUGCGCAGUGAUCAGUUGUGGAGACCCAGGUGAAUUAUCAAAUGGCAUUCAUUUUGGACAUGAUUUCACCUUUAAUAAGACGAUAACCUAUCAAUGCAAUCCAGGAUACCUGAUGGAGCCAGUCAGUGCAUCCACUAUACGCUGUACCAAAGACGGCACCUGGAACCAGAGUAAACCCAUCUGCAAAGCCAUCACAUGUGGUCCACCUCCCCAGGUGCUGUAUGGAAAAGUGGAAGGAUCUGAUUUUCACUGGGGAUCAAGUAUAAGUUACAGCUGUGCUGAUGGGUAUCACCUUUCCAAUUCUGCUAUCCUUUCAUGUGAAGGACGAGGAGUAUGGAGGGGAGAGGUCCCACAGUGCCUGCCUGUCUUCUGUGGAGAGCCUGGUAUUCCAGCUGAAGGGCGACUCAAUGGUAAAAGUUUCACCUACAGAUCUGAAGUAUCUUUCCAGUGCAGACCACCUUUGAUACUGAUAGGAUCUUCAAGGAGAAUAUGCCAAGCAGAUGGUAGUUGGAGUGGGAUUCAGCCAACAUGCAUCGAUCCUGCCCACAACAGUUGCCCAGAUCCUGGUACGCCUCAUUAUGGAAUACAGAACAGUUCUAGAGGCUAUGAGGUUGGGAGCAAAGUCUUUUUCAGAUGUAGGAAGGGUUAUCAUAUACAGGGUUCUACUACACGCACAUGUCUUGCAAAUUUAACAUGGAGCGGCAUACAGCCUGAAUGCAUUCCUCAUGCAUGCAGACAGCCAGAGACACCAGCAAAUGUGGAUGUCAAAGCGAUAGAUCUACCUACCUUAGGCUACACUUUGGUGUAUACGUGUCAGCCAGGAUUUUUUCUUGCUGGUGGAUCAGAACACCGGACAUGUAAGCCUGAUAUGAAAUGGACGGGAAAAUCACCUGUUUGUAAAAGUAAAGGAGUGAGAGAAGUAAAUGAAACAAUAACUAAAACUCCAGUUCCUUCAGAUGUAUUUUUUAUAAAUUCAUUGUGGAAAGGCUUUUACGAGCAUCUAGGGAAAAGACAACCUGCAACUCUAACCGUUGACUGGUUCAAUGCUACAAGCAGUAAAGUGAAUGCCACACUGAUUGAAGCAUCCAACGCACAACUUAAACUAUCAGGUGUUUACAAGAAAGAAGAAGCCCAUUUGCUUUUGAAAGUCUAUCAAGUUAAAAAUCCUAGAGAGGGUUUUGCAAGCAAGCUUGAAAAUGAAAAGUGGGCAUUAGAUGGAUACGUAUCAUCUGGGCUUGAAAGAGGCAUAUUCACUUAUCAAGGUGACAUACAUGGAAAAGAUUUUGGGAAAUUUAUGCUCCAAAGACAAAGUCCUUUACGUGUGGACACCGACCAUCCCAAUCACUACUAUGGUACAAACAGCAGUUCUGUUGCAGCUGCAAUCCUGGUACCCUUUUUUGCUCUAAUAUUAUCAGGCUUUGCGUUUUACCUCUACAAACACAGAACAAGACCAAAAGUACAAUACAAUGGUUAUGCUGGACAUGAAAACAGCAAUGGACAGGCAUCAUUUGAAAAUCCUAUGUAUGAUACAAACUUAAAACCCACAGAGGCAAAAGCUGUGAGGUUUGACACAACUCUGAACACAGUUUGUACAGUGGUAUAGCCUUCAGUGCCCAAUUUGACUGAUUCAUAGCCAUACCUCUGAUGGACAAGCAGUAAUUCCUUUGGUGCCAUAUACCAGUUUCCCUUCUUCUCUUGGCUUCGCUGCUGUAAUCUUUAACAUCUAUCAGCAUAGAUGCAGUGAGGUUUUCUGGUAAAACAUCAGUCUUCUGGGUAAUCAAGACCAAGAUAAUUUCUUCAUCUCAAAGGUGGAUACGAAAUACCUGGCUGCAUUUGCUCCAAAUCAAGGCACACUUUGAAUGAAGACUGCCAAGUCAUAACCAUCUGUCAUAUUUAAAUGCCUCAGACUUUCACAUUUGUAUGUGGCUGGAUGCCUUUCAAUGCAAUCUUCCGGGCACUUGGAUCACUCCUUUGGGAACUGUGACAAACAAUAGCACCAUAAAUUAUCCCCAGGAAUAAGAACAU